AUGCCGACUGGGCAGAUGAAGAAGUUGGCAUCCUACAUGAGCCCCACUGGGAAGAAGUAUAUACUUACAGUGGUUGACUAUGCUACCCGAUACCUGGAGGCAAUCCCCCUGGCCAAUAUCCAAGCGGAGACAGUGGCAGAUGCAAUGCUCUGGAUAUUCACCAAUGUAGGCUUCCCCCGGAAAGUGAUCUCUGACCAGGGAACCCAGUUCACUGCGGAGAUCACCCGGCAGUGGGAUCAAACCCCUGCACAGUGCUCCAUAUCACCCCGACUAAUGGGUUUUUUGGUAUUCUGCAGACUACGUACACACCAGUGGUGCUUCAUUAUCUUUAACAUUUUGCUAUUUCAUGCCCUAUUAUUUGGAGCAGAUUUCAUGGAAGAAUAUUUUCUACGGUCUGGUCCGAUCUCCUACUCUGAGGCAAAGUUUAUGGAAAUCAGAGAACUGGCUAAAACAUUGGAUAUGUAUCCUAUGAAGGACAACAUAUCAAAGUCCUUUGUAAUUAACGAGCCCAGUCUGUGCUCCGACAAGAAUGUUUUCCUUCUCUCCAUUAUCUUUAGCUGUCCCGAAAAUAAAACAGGAAGAGACAGAAUCAGGAGCACGUGGGGCAAUGUUACCUCUGUCAAACAUCUUGGCAUCAUCAAUAUAUUUGCUUUAGGGAGACCAGUCUCUGGAACUAUUCAAUCAGAUGUCUUGAAUGAAUCACAUGUCUACAAGGACAUCAUUGAAGGAAACUACCUAGAUACCAUUCAAAACAAAACACAUAAGACUCUGAUGAUGAUAGAAUGGACACUGACAUUUUGUCCCAAUACAAAAUUCCUCCUUAAAACUGAUGAAGAGAUGUUUGUCAAUAUCAAAAGCUUAACUGAGUAUCUACUUGACUUGGAGGCACAUUCUGAAGAUAUAUACACAGGUAGAGUUAUUCACCAAAGCCUUCCAGACAGAAAUCACCAAAGUCCUAAUUUUGUUCCCAUAUGGUCCUAUUCUGAAACAAACUAUCCUGAUUACUGCAGUGGGUCAGCCAUGGUCAUUUCACUGGAUGUGGCUAAGAAGGUUUAUAUAGCAUCAAAGGAUAUUUCAACCUUGGUACCAUCGGAUGUGUUCAUUGGUAUUUGUACUCAGAGAGCAGGAAUCAUACCCAUUCACAGUUCUCGAUUCUCUGGCCCUCGACAUAUCACAUAUAACAGGUGUUGUUAUAAGUUCAUUUUCACGUCCUUGUCAGUAGACAAUGAACAAAUCUCCUUUGUUUGGAGAGACAUGAACAAUGGAGAGGAAUGUUCUAUUCUCGAGACCUACUACGGCUUACUGUCGUGUAAAGUUUGGACCUACCUUGAUAAGUUUAAAUAUUUUAAUAUGGAAAAAAUAAAGAACGGGGCAUGGUCAGUGUAACCUGAUAUUCUUAAAAGGUCUUCUAGAUGACAAACCAAGUCAAUGAAGGAAGACACACUGCAUUCUUCAAGCCUUUAAAAGAAGAAAUGCUCACCUGAACUAUUGUUAAUGCUUGACAACUAACAUAGGACUGUUGGUCAGUAAUCCCCUGCACACAACUUGCUUAGUGCACAGUUUUUGUAGAGAGUUUCUAUGUAUUUUCUUUCUGCAUUGAAACUGAAAAGUGUAUUGAUCUUUCUGCAGAUUGUGCCCUAGAAACCUAGGGGGACUUUCAAAGAAAAAUUAUUACAUUUAAA
Bombina bombina (fire-bellied toad) is the source of this 1682-nucleotide messenger RNA. RefSeq names its product beta-1,3-galactosyltransferase 9 (gene B3GALT9). NCBI's taxonomy places the organism in Eukaryota, Metazoa, Chordata, Amphibia, Anura, Bombinatoridae. The record is from RefSeq and is a predicted model, not a curated record. Gene Ontology annotation, cellular component: membrane. The coding region runs from base 1 to 1386 and encodes 461 amino acids. The transcript has 3 exons. Gene Ontology annotation, biological process: DNA integration. Gene Ontology annotation, molecular function: nucleic acid binding; hexosyltransferase activity.